AUGAUUGAUAGUGCUGAUGAAUUUAAAAGAUCAUUUGUAAAAGGAAUGGAGCGAUAUAAUGUUCCUAUAAGAGUUGUCGAUCUUUAUAGCUUUGAGAGCUUAGCAUUAGUUAAAAAAUUCAAACAAGAUUUGGCAAGACUUAUAUACAAAAUUCAAUAUGCCAUAGAGGGAAAACUCAAAGAAGGCAAUUUAUCAUUAUAUGCAAUGUCAUUGGGAGAAGUAAUACCUAAACUAGAAGGAGGGCAUAUGCAUAAAAAAACUGACCUGUGGUGGUCAUUGCGUAUCUAUAAAAUCAAAAAAGUUAUUGUUGGUAAAAAUCUAUCACAGCCAGUCUUAUACUAUCUUGAGGAUGAGCCAAUUGAUUCAACUAAACAUUUAAUAGGUCAUAAUCCUAAAAGAUCUUUUAAGAGAGAAGAGCUUCAAGAAAUCGAGAAUCCUAAAAAGAUUGAGUACUCACCUGAUGAGUUUAUACAAAAAUAUCACCCCUCUGGAUCGAUACAUUUUAUUCAUGUUUCUAAUAAUGAAUUUGACAGGGCACAACGAUAUGCUAGAAGACAUGAUGGAAUUAUCUUAGCUAAAACUGGGCGAAUAAAUAAUCAGAAUGUAUUCCUCUGGACUUGUGAAAAUGGACUGCGUCAGUUUGAGUACUCGUUUCCAUUGAUUGCAACGAAAUUUGAGUGGUGUCCACUUUGUUUUCACAAUAAGAAUGAGUGA
Messenger RNA from Cetraspora pellucida, 714 nucleotides. The record is from the annotation of a GenBank genome assembly. Lineage: Eukaryota; Fungi; Glomeromycota; Glomeromycetes; Diversisporales; Gigasporaceae.